UUGGUAUGGCCGGGCAGAAGUGGUGGAGUCUGCGGGAGUGAGUGGAGCAGGAGCAGCGCUGCCCGCCUCCGACAAAGGCAGGGAUGGAUGGUGACGGUUGGAGCGCCGCGUGAUUGGAAUCUUGACCCGGCUGUUGCAGUCGCCUCGCGCCGGUUCGCUCACUCUGAUUUUGCAGCCGUUUGGGGCCGCGGCUGGCGACCGCCCCCAACCUUCUUCCACACCCCCCCCCCCAACCCCCCCAUCUCCCUCAUUUCACCUCUAAGGCAUCCGGACUGAAAAAGUGGGGGGAGGCGUCGCUUGGAGCACCAGCGGGAGUUAUCCGUGAGUAGCCGCUGUCUGUGGACGGGUCUCCGCGCCCCCCUCUCCCUGUAUGUUCGGGGGUGAAAUGAUCCGCUCCGACGUCUCUCUGAGCUGGGCUGAGAGCGCCUAAGUCUCGGCACCGUCUCCCAUCAUUAACGCCGUGCAGCGAGAAGCGUCCCCCGCGGGCGGAGAAUCGGCGUGUCUUCAUCAGGAGGAGAGAGGGAAAAAAAAUGGGGGAGCAGCCCAUCUUCAGCACGCGAGCCCAUGUCUUCCAGAUUGAUCCUAACACAAAGAAGAACUGGGUGCCCACCAGCAAACAUGCGGUAACUGUGUCCUACUUCUAUGAUAAUACACGCAAUGUGUACAGGAUAAUCAGCCUUGAUGGGUCAAAGGCAAUAAUCAACAGCACAAUCACUCCAAACAUGACAUUCACAAAAACAUCUCAAAAGUUUGGUCAGUGGCCAGACAGUCGUGCAAAUACUGUCUAUGGUCUCGGUUUUUCCUCAGAGCAUCAUCUAACUAAAUUUGCAGAAAAGUUCCAAGAAUUUAAAGAUGCAGCACGGAUAGCAAAAGAGAAAAUGCAGGAGAAAAUGGAAUUAACCAGUACGCCUUCACAGGAAUCUGCAGGAGGCGACUUGCAAUCACCUUUGACACCCGAGAGUAUCAAUGGGACAGAUGAUGAAAGGUCUAUUCAAGAUGUAACGCAAGAUUCUGAUGCACGAGCUGAAAUUAACCAGAGUUCUCUGCCUUUCACUCACAGUACUACAAUUGGAAAGCAUUGGGAGUCUGAAUUGGCAACGUUAAAAACCAACAAUGCUAAACUUACAGCAGCAUUACUGGAAUCUACAGCCAAUGUAAAACAGUGGAAGCAGCAGCUUACAGCUUACCAGGAUGAGGCAGAGCGACUACACAAACGAGUUUCUGAACUUGAAUGCCUGAGUGGUCAGGCAAAUGUGCUUAAGACACAUAAAACUGAGUUGAAUAGGACAAUAGAAGAACUAGAGGCACAAAUGAAGGACAAAGAGGAGGAAAUUGAGCGACUGAAGAAGGAUAUUGAAGGAGCUAAGGAAUUGGAAGCACAGAGGGACACUCUGUCACAGCAAUUACAGCCCUUGCUCCAACGUAGUUGCUACAACAGCCACAUAGUGAAGUUCCAAAAGGAUUUGCUUGAAACUGCUGUACAAAAAGUUACAAGAACAGAAUUUCUACUGUCAUGUGAUUAUUGCUGAACAUUUGCCAAGCCAGUGACACAACUGCGACCAUACCUUUUCUGAUGCAAGACUCACAUGGAUGCGGAAAACCAGCAACAUGACUGACACACCAAGAGCACAUUCAAUUUUACAUGAAAUGUGACCACAUUUGUUUAGCACAUUACACAAGAUAGCCUUGUGUUCCUCUGACAGAACAAAUUCAAAGUCAACACUUCGUCUGAAACAAGGAGAAAAAUAAUUUGGUCAAUUGUACAACUCUGCUGGAUACAGGCAAAAUAAUUCUACCAUUCUGCUGGGCUUUGGGUUGUUUGGUAGACUACU
Molecule: messenger RNA, 1832 nt
Organism: Hemiscyllium ocellatum (epaulette shark)
Lineage: Eukaryota; Metazoa; Chordata; Chondrichthyes; Orectolobiformes; Hemiscylliidae
Gene: homer1b
Product: homer scaffold protein 1b
Exons: 9
Coding region: 531-1529 (332 amino acids)
Biological process (GO): G protein-coupled glutamate receptor signaling pathway; regulation of store-operated calcium entry
Cellular component (GO): postsynaptic density; dendrite; plasma membrane
Molecular function (GO): G protein-coupled glutamate receptor binding
Source: RefSeq, a predicted model, not a curated record